CACGUGCAGAAACUCUAGGCAACCUUCAGCAACUCUCAAAAGCUUGACUGAAUCACACCCUCAUGAACAACACCUUCACCUUCCCGAUUCAAAUCCUUGGUCAACGCAGAUUUCUACCGCCCUUUGAGCUUCCCACGUGUUAUCUUGGAUGCUCCCCAUUUAUCCGCUUGCUCGUCUCUGAUACAUGAUAACGCUCUCCUCACCCCGCGUUCACAGAUAAGCACCCGCACGCAACCCACCUCACAAACUCCCAGCGGGCGCAUCGAUAAAGCCGAGCAUGGGUACCUCAGUCUCGCAGCGUGGCGGGCCUGGCGGUGCGAAAAAGGGAAUUGCGAGGGUUGGAGGCAAGACGGUCAUGUCGGGAAAGCGACACAGGAAGAUCCUGAGGGACAAUAUCCUUGGGAUAACCAAGCCGGCGAUUAGACGCCUCGCCCGUCGUGGUGGUGUCAAGCGAAUCUCGGCUGCCAUCUAUGAUGAUGCCCGCGCCGCUCUAAAGGACCGACUCGAAAUGAUCCUCAAGGACUGUGCCUUGUAUGUUGAAUACCGUGGAGCCAAGACGGUCACCGUCUAUGAUGUCAUCCAUAGUCUGAAGCGGAUCGGUCGACCUAUUUAUGGAUUCGACCCGGAUACUUACAAUGACCGUAAGAAGCCCAAGAACGCCGUCGGACCUGCCUCUGGCUACUCUUAGGCGAUGCAAGGAUCACCUGUUCGAGGUUGAAUGAUACCCAUGGUUUGAUUUUUCAAAACGUUGUAUUGAUGGAUGUUGGUAUUCGGCUUGACUUGUUUCGUCGCGAUGGUUCGCCUUGGAAGGGGAGAUGGUAAUGCGCAGAUGGCAACGAACAGAUGUAAGAUUGUCAAAGGGAGACACACUCGACGCAGCAAGACAUGACCACCAAGGUGUUUGGGAGUUGAAUUUGAAGUCAUUAUC
Messenger RNA from Ilyonectria robusta, 928 nucleotides. Its product is annotated as histone-fold-containing protein. The record is from RefSeq and is a predicted model, not a curated record. Gene Ontology annotation, molecular function: DNA binding; structural constituent of chromatin; protein heterodimerization activity. NCBI's taxonomy places the organism in Eukaryota, Fungi, Ascomycota, Sordariomycetes, Hypocreales, Nectriaceae. The transcript is spliced from 6 exons. The coding region runs from base 278 to 688 and encodes 136 amino acids. Gene Ontology annotation, biological process: nucleosome assembly.